Xenopus laevis (African clawed frog) is the source of this 4221-nucleotide messenger RNA. It is a transcript of the gene il10rb.S, whose product is annotated as interleukin 10 receptor subunit beta S homeolog. Gene Ontology annotation, biological process: cytokine-mediated signaling pathway. NCBI's taxonomy places the organism in Eukaryota, Metazoa, Chordata, Amphibia, Anura, Pipidae. Gene Ontology annotation, molecular function: cytokine receptor activity. The transcript has 8 exons. The coding region runs from base 324 to 1208 and encodes 294 amino acids. Gene Ontology annotation, cellular component: plasma membrane. The record is from RefSeq and is a predicted model, not a curated record.
UUGUUCUGUAGAAAGACACAAGGGAUGGUGUCAGUCCUGGGUGUAAAGUGCAGCCCCAGCCUUCUCGGAAGUCUCCCCCCGCCUCCUCUUUCCUGUAACAGCAGCUUCUAAUUGAUAGUAAUGGGGAAGUUACACUCAGCUUGGGGAAUUACUGGCAGAGCUCGGAGCACUUCUCAUUCAUUAAGCCAUGUGUCCAAUCUACCUGCUGCUGCUGCUUCUCUCCCUCUUCAUUACAGUGUUUGGAAGAGUUCCCAGGCCACAGAAUGUCCGGAUGGAUUCAGUGAAUUUCAUGAACAUCCUGCACUGGGAUCCUCCCGCCACUAAUGGAAGCGCAGCCUACACUUACACAGCGGAAAAUAAAAUCAGUUGGGUGUCAGAUGAAUGAUCAGGGCCGGAUUUCCCUGUUCGCUGCCCCGAGACCUCCAGGUCCUAGCGCCGCCAGCCGCACGUACAUCUGCCCACCAACGAAUGUCCAAAGAGCAACAAAAUACAAUACAAUCUGCCAGACUAACGAUACGCAUUGUGAUUUAUCGGUUAUUAAUUACAAGUCCAUAGUGCGGGUGAGAGCUGAGCUUAACGGCAGCAUUUCUAAAUGGGUGAUGAUUUCCUUUAAUCCCUACCCACAGACUGUUAUCACUGCCCCGGAAGUAAAAGUGGCCUCACGGGCUGGAGACCUGGAUGUGAGCUUUUUUGGCCCCAUGAGAGGAUCUGACGGCACGUCACUGAGGGACAUAUAUGGGAGUUUCAAAUAUAAACUGUUAUACUGGAGACAGAGCGAGCCUUCAGUUGUCACCAGCAUGGACUCUUUACAGAACUUUGAAACUUUGGCCAACCUAGACAAAUGGACAGACUACUGCAUAAGAGUCCAGGCCUAUGCCCCCGAUUAUAACAAUACUGGAGAAUUAAGCCAAGCCAUUUGUGAGAAAACCACUAAUGAUGGUUUUAUUCCAGGGUGGAAGAUUUCUCUUGCCUUCUUAAUCCCCCUAUGCCUAUCCCCAGUGAUCAUUGUUGGAUUGUUUUAUUUAGGCUCCAGGAUAAAUAAAGUAGCUAAAUAUCUGUUUGUCCCUAAAUACUCCUUCCCAGAGCAUCUGAAAGAGUACCUAAGCCAGCCUUUCUACAGCCCUCCACACCUGACUCAGGGCCCCGAUGAUGGAGGCGACCCAUGUGGAACACUGACUUUGGUGUCGGAGGAGAAUCUGGAAGUGUAACUGCAGCCUCGGCUUUUCCCUAUUUGCACUUGUGUGUUUGCUGAACCACAACAGACGCACCUUAACUCAGGAAUGUGUUCAUGUGUAACGAGUAUGAAUUGUGACGCACAGUGUGUGCACAUUAUAUUUAUAUAAAAGGGCACUGGUAUAUGGAAUUACUGGAACCUGGAGACCUUUUCUCAAUAUAACAGGACCUGGUGCUCAUGAAGAAUUGUUAAAUGCAUUGUGGGUAAGAACAUUGGCAGUUUUUUGCAUGAUCCCAAAUCUUUUCACUGUAUACACAGUGUGGGACUGGUAUCCCAGGGUACCGGAGAAGCUCCCAGUUGGCCCCAGCCCAGGGGAAGUCCCAUCAGCCCAUUCUUAUUUCCACCAUGGGCCUAUAUUUAAAGGAGAAGGAAAGGUCCAAUCAAUGGGGGGUGCCAAAUGUUAGGGCACUCCCCAAGUCUUGGAAUCACUUACCUGAUACCCCAGGCUGGUGCUCCUGCUGGCAGAAAACUGCACUGUUCCAGGGACCUCUUCUCCCAUUAUUUCUUUGUAUGGUCACGCAUGCAGGGUUAAGAAUUGGACUUAAGCAAAAAAAGCCGGUUACUGUGCAUGCAUCGCCUAUGGGAUUUUGAAGACAUUGGAAGGGAGGAACAGGAUCACUUGCUCUCUAGUGCCCCAGGCCGGUGUAGUUUUCUGCUAACAGGAGCACUGGCCUAGGGUAUCAGGUAACUCAUUACAAUCCCUGGGGGUGCCCUAACAUUUAGAACCCCCAAUCCAAUGGACCUUUCCUUCUUUAAACCUAUAGCAUCUGGAACUGUCUAUAGCUAAUUGCAGUCAGAGUGGCCCCAGGGUCUCUGGUGGGCCCUAGGAAUAAGUCUAUAGUUAACUCUAAAGUUGAGUAUGUCAGCUUCAUAAGAACAAGGUUUGCCAGAAAAGUAAUUUGGACCUUGUUGCUAAAAAAAAAAAAACCAACGCCGUGAAACCAUUAUCCACCUUAUUGUACAGGACAUGUCUGAUAGGCCCAGGCCGUAUCCCAGCUAUCUAUAACACGGCCACUAUUAGUGCAUUCUGCAGCCACUGAAACCUGUACAUCCCACUGGGUUCUUAAGGGCCACAUUAUGUGAUGCUGCCUGAUGCUGCUUCUUGACCCAGAUUGCUUGCCAUACACUUGACAUGAAAGGUCAUCCACCACUACUUUUCCCUGUUUACCCAUAAAAGCCUGAGGGGCACAUGUUCCAGCGCACUGGCCCACAGCAACCAAUCAGCUAUUUCCUUUGAUCAGUCUACUGCAGGCAGAAUACUGUGAGCAAAUACCUGAUUGGCUAAGAAAACACAAGGCAGAAGAAAGUAAGAGCAGGAGAAUCAUAUCAGUAAUCUAUUGCUAUUCCUUUGAAGAUUCCUAUUGGAAUAAAGACAUAAAGGCCUUUGGUAAUCGAUAUUAUAUAAAUAAUAUUACAUAUGUGAAUCGUACUUAUGGGUAACAAUAAUGCAGAAUUUUUUAUUUAGAAUCUUUCUGUUUUUUAUGGUUUCUAUUUAACUGGGAUUGAGAAUAUUUAAGAGAACUUUGUAUGUUCAUUUGAUCCAGAAGUCAGUUUUUUUAGUUCACUUUUACGACUAAUGCUUCUAUGAACUCUUGAAAAAAAAAAACCCACAAAAAGUAGGACUCCUUGAAAUAAAAGGUGUUUAAAACCAUUCCAAAAACUACACAACAGUAUAAAGCAAGACCAAAUGCUAUUUAGGCCAUGGAAGUGCAAGGUAACUGCCGUUAUCCUAAUACUUGAGGUUUAUUCAGUGGAUAUAUAUUUAUAAUACACAAAAGCCAUGGAUAUCUUGUAAUUUAUAUCCUUAUAAACAGUGAGUAGUGAUGUCAUCAGUUAUAAACGGUGAGUAGUGAUGUAAUUUCAGUCACAUGACUCACUGAAUUAUGUGUAUUAUAAUAAAUAAAGUCCCCCCUGUUUCAAAAUAUGAGGAUAUUAUAAGUUAUCUCGGUGUAUAUAUAUAUAUAUACAUAUAUAUAUAUAUAUCUUUACUGUGUAUACUUUGUCUCUAGUGUCAUAGGUACUGUGCCUUUAUUUAUUUAUCUUUUUAUUUAAUUUGUCUCUGAUGUCAUAGGAACUGUGCCUUUAUAUAUAUUUAUCUUUAUAUACUUUGUCUCUGAUGUCAUAGGUACUGUGCCUUUAUAAAUAUAUCUAUAUAUACUUUGUCUCUGAUGUCAUAGGUACUGGGCAUUUAUAUAUAUUUAUCUUUAUAUUCUUUGUCUCUAGUGUCAUAGAUACUGUGCCUUUAUUUAUUUAUCUUUUUAUUUACUUUGUCUCUGAUGUCAUAGGAACUGUGCCUUUAUAUAUCUAUCUUUAUAUUCUUUGUCUCAGAUGUCAUAGGUACUGUGCCUUUAUAUAUAUAUUUAUCUUUAUAUUCUUUGUCUCUGAUGUCAUAGGUACUGUGCCUUUAUAAAUAUAUCUAUAUAUACUUUCUCUCAGAUGUCAUAGGUACUGGGCAUUUAUAUAUAUUUAUCUUUAUAUUCUUUGUCUCUGAUGUCAUAGGUACUGUGUGUAUAUAUAUAUAUAUAUAUAUAUAUAUAUAUUUAUCUUUACUAUAUAUACUUUGUCUCUGAUGUCAUAGGUACUGUGCCUUUAUAAAUAUAUCUAUAUAUACUUUGUCUCUGAUGUCAUAGGUACUGGCCAUUCAUAUAUAUUUAUCUUUAUAUUCUUUGUCUCUGAUGUCAUAGGUACUGUGCCUUUAUAAAUAUAUCUUUAUAUACUUUGUCUCUGAUGUCAUAGGUACUGUGCCUUUAUAUAUAUUUAUCUUUAUAUACUUUUUUUUCUGAUGUCAUAGGUCAUGCGCCUUUAUAUGGUCAUCUGUGAAUACCUCAAUUAUGCCUUUAUUUAUGAGUGGGGUGCAUUUUCUCCUGCACAGGGUACAUGAAUUAUUCAACGGCACACGUUAUGUUGAAAACCCAAUUCACUACCGUAUGUUUACCGACUAGGUGCUCUCUCUAAUCUGACCUGCUAAUAAACACCAUUAUUAUGUU